AUGUCAAACAUUCUGAUCACUGGCGCGGCCGGUUAUAUCGGCGGCUCCAUCCUCGCCGAAAUAUUAGCCAAGAGUGCACUGCUUAAGAAAGAUCAGAUUUUCGCCGCGGUAAGAUCCGACACACAAGUUGGUGCCCUGUCGAAACUUGGCGUCACCGUGCUUCAAUUAGAUUUGACCAACGAAGAAGAUGUUGCUGAGAACGUGGCUAGAAAUGACAUCAAUAUUGUCAUCCAUACCUCGAGCGCUAUAGAUCCAAAGACGGCACUGUAUCUUAUCACGGCACUGAGCAAACAGGGCAAGGUCAGCGGCAAAAGGACGUAUUUUAUCCAUACCUCUGGAAUGAGCGCAUUCUACAAAAACACGGGCUGGCCAGCUGGAGACUUCAAAGAUACAGAUGGUGUAUUUGAGACAGAGAAGCGAUUGGCAGCCUCUUUCCCUAUUCGCAAUACUGAUGUAUCUGUCAUUGAACACGCUGCGGCACAAGGGGUAACCAGCUUUGUCGUUGUGCCCUCUUUAGUUUAUGGUAGAGGCAGUGGCGAAUGGAACAAACUGUCCGUGGUCUUGCCUGUCUAUGUUGAAGCUAUCAUCUCGAACAAGGCCGUGUACAAAUUUCCCGGGAACACAAAAGUUUCGGCCGUGCAUAUCUCCGACUUGACCGUUCUAUACGGGCAGAUUGUCGAGAAAAUUCUACAGGAGAAGCCAAUCCCAAAUGGAAAAGAAGGCUACUACUUUGGAAAAGCCCAUGAGCUCUUCUUUGGAGAUGUUUUGGACAAGCUGGCUGAGGCUAUGGAAGUUCGUGGUCUCUUGGCUGAUUCUACUACCAGGGUUUAUCCCGAUGAUGCAUCUGCUGCAAAGAUAUUGGGGGUUCCCGAGCAGUUUGUGCAGAUCUUGUGGAACUCAGGUGAUGACAUCAUUCCAGAAAUUCCAAAGAUUGUUGCAUGGAAACCCAAGUGGGACAAGGAGCAUUUUUUUGAACAUAUUGAUGACGAGAUACAAGAUGUUCUAGAUCUCGGAAAAGCAAAGAGCAGUCUUAUUGACUCUUUGUUCAAAGCUACUAGAGGCUAG
Molecule: messenger RNA, 1065 nt
Organism: Penicillium atrosanguineum
Lineage: Eukaryota; Fungi; Ascomycota; Eurotiomycetes; Eurotiales; Aspergillaceae
Product: NAD-dependent epimerase/dehydratase family protein
Exons: 8
Coding region: 1-1065 (354 amino acids)
Source: RefSeq, a predicted model, not a curated record